GCCAACGGGCCUAUGAACGGUCUCAGCCACAACCAGAACAGCACCAUCCCCAUGAAGGACCACGACGCCAUCAAACUUUUCAUCGGCCAGAUCCCUCGCAACCUGGAGGAGAAGGACCUCAAGCCCCUCUUUGAGGAAUUUGGCAAGAUCUACGAGCUCACGGUGCUGAAGGACCGCUUCACCGGCAUGCACAAGGGUUGUGCCUUCCUAACGUACUGUGCCAGGGAAUCUGCACUGAAGGCCCAGAGUGCGUUGCAUGAACAGAAGACAUUACCUGGGAUGAACAGGCCGAUCCAGGUGAAGCCAGCGGACAGUGAGAGCAGAGGAGAAGACAGAAAAUUAUUUGUGGGCAUGCUGAACAAACAACAGUCAGAGGAGGACGUACGCAGACUAUUUGAAGCUUUCGGUAACAUUGAAGAAUGCACGAUCCUUCGAGGGCCUGAUGGAAAUAGCAAAGGAUGCGCAUUCGUGAAAUUUUCCACACACGCAGAAGCCCAGGCAGCCAUCAACGCUUUACACGGAAGCCAGACGAUGCCAGGUGCAUCUUCAAGUUUGGUGGUAAAAUUUGCAGACACUGACAAGGAACGUACGAUGCGUCGCAUGCAGCAAAUGGCAGGGCAGAUGGGGAUGUUCAACCCAAUGGCAAUCCAGUUUGGUGCAUAUGGUGCCUACGCUCAAGCAUUGAUGCAACAGCAAGCAACAAUAAUGGCAUCAGUGGCCCAGGGAGGUUACCUGAACCCAAUGGCAGCAUUCGCCGCAGCGCAGAUGCAGCAGAUGGCCGCUUUGAAUAUGAACGGACUGGCAGCUACGCCCAUGACACCAACAUCAGGUGGGAGUACUCCUCCUGGUAUCACCGCACCAGCUGUGCCUAGCAUCCCUUCUCCAAUCGGUGUAAAUGGAUUCACCGGCCUACCCCCACAGGCUAAUGGACAACCGACAGCAGAAGCCGUCUUUGCUAAUGGAAUCCACCCCUACCCAGGGUCAGCUCAUGAGUGGUCUCCAGAGGCCAGGCAGGACGUUUCAUCCGGCCCGCGAUGUGCUCUAUUGUUAUUCACUAGAGCCGGCUCACCAGUGCUCCCAAUCGCUCAGGCGGGAGAUGAAAACUCCAACCAGAUGUGGCACACAGUAAGCUCCGUCUGCACGCACGCACAAAGCCCAACUGCAGCUGAUCCCUUGCAGCAAGCUUACGCUGGAGUGCAGCAGUACGCAGCUGCCUAUCCUGCCGCCUAUGGCCAGAUCAGUCAAGCCUUUCCACAGCCACCUCCAAUGAUACCCCAGCAACAGAGAGAGGGUCCAGAGGGUUGCAACCUUUUUAUCUAUCACCUUCCUCAGGAGUUUGGAGAUGCUGAGCUCAUGCAAAUGUUCCUGCCUUUUGGUAAUGUCAUCUCCUCAAAAGUGUUUGUGGACCGAGCGACAAACCAAAGUAAAUGCUUUGGUUUUGUGAGUUUUGACAAUCCUGCCAGUGCCCAGGCUGCCAUCCAGGCAAUGAAUGGUUUUCAAAUUGGCAUGAAGAGGCUGAAAGUACAGCUCAAGAGGCCGAAAGAUGCCAACCGCCCUUACUGA
This is a messenger RNA of Hypanus sabinus (Atlantic stingray), 1563 nucleotides long. RefSeq names its product CUGBP, Elav-like family member 4 (gene celf4). Gene Ontology annotation, molecular function: mRNA binding. The transcript is spliced from 13 exons. The coding region runs from base 13 to 1563 and encodes 516 amino acids. Gene Ontology annotation, cellular component: cytoplasm; ribonucleoprotein complex; nucleus. Gene Ontology annotation, biological process: mRNA splice site recognition; regulation of alternative mRNA splicing, via spliceosome. Lineage: Eukaryota; Metazoa; Chordata; Chondrichthyes; Myliobatiformes; Dasyatidae. The record is from RefSeq and is a predicted model, not a curated record.